Molecule: messenger RNA, 5685 nt
Organism: Zootoca vivipara (common lizard)
Lineage: Eukaryota; Metazoa; Chordata; Lepidosauria; Squamata; Lacertidae
Gene: NFE2L1
Product: NFE2 like bZIP transcription factor 1
Biological process (GO): regulation of transcription by RNA polymerase II
Cellular component (GO): nucleus
Molecular function (GO): DNA-binding transcription factor activity, RNA polymerase II-specific; RNA polymerase II cis-regulatory region sequence-specific DNA binding
Source: RefSeq, a predicted model, not a curated record
CUUUUAACCCUUUUCUUGCUCCUCCUUCAUGCCUGCUAUUAGAUUUUGGCCACAGCAGGCCAGAUCUCUUCCCACUAGGCACUUUGGAGCUAAGAAAUCUGUAGAGGGAAAGGAUGUGUUAUAUCGACUUGAGGAGGGAGAGGCUCUGAGAACAAGAGGAAAUGGGUUGUGUGAGAAAUGAAUGUCCUGAAGUGGGGGAGGGUGAGCGGAGUCUUGGAAUGGGGAGGGGUACAUCUGGGAAGAAGCAGAUGGUCGAAAUGAGGGUGAGGGGGUGCAGAACAAAAACACCUUUGGCCCAUAUGGGUAUCCUGGGCUGUUUACACCAUGGAAGGUCCAGGUGGGGGGGGGCAGAGAUGGGUACCUUGCUGACAUAUGUCUUUGCCCACAUCAUCACAUCGCCCUGAGAAAUCUUCUAUGUGUAACUGGACAAGGCAUCCAUCCAGAUUGUGUUACUUACUUUGAAUGGAUUUUUCGUGUUAAAGGGCACACUGCAGGAGAAUAACAAAGUUGUUUUUGGUCAAGGUACCCAUUUUGUGAGACGGGGGAGAGGGUUGUCUAAACUUGUUUUAGUUAAUUUGGGAUGAAUACAAAAAGGGGGGGUGGAGGAAGGAGAGGUGAUCCAAAUAGUGCCUCUGACAAAUUAGGCCCUGAAAGAGCAUUUGAUUCUGCUGGGGUGGGGAUGGUGAGAGUCCAUAGCAGAACAGGAUUGGCAGUUACAGAAGAGCCUUAUUUGUAAGGAGGUCCUGAAAUAUUUGACCAGUGAUUGAAGGUGAUACCAGAAUUUGCACAUUCAGGUUUGAGCUAUUAUUGACAGGAGAAAAAUUCUGAAUAGUGUUUCAACCUUACGCUCUGACAUUGGGGGUCGACACUUUUCUGUUUUGUUUUUGGUAGUGCUCUGAAAAAGGGGGCACUUUACUCUGCUGAGUUCUUUUCUGGAAGAAAGAAACAGCAACUUAAAAAUUAGUGUCUCUGGCAGCCUGAAUUCUGGAUCCAUAUGUAACCUCUGUACAUACCGUAGUAGAAUAGUAGUUUGGGGAGGGGUAUUUGUUUUCCUUAGGAAAUAGGUUUGCGGAGGGUGGGGCCAGAAGUGCUGGCUGACAGUGGCACUUAAAAAACUGCAGAUGUAUUGUAACCAAAAAGAACAACUGCCUUUGCCACAGGGUGGGGAGGUACCUCUGUGUGGUUGGCAGUUCUAGGGCAUGGCCUGGAUGAAAGGAACACACUCCUGCAGUGCAUGAAUAAAUAUAGCCUGCCUGUGGGGGGUGGCUUAGCCUUGGGAGAGGCCUGUCCUGCAGAGGAAGAAUUUUCAGGAUAUUGUGGGGGAAGGGAGAUGGCAUUCCAAAGGAGAAGCAAGUCUGGUCUGGAUGAGGGCUGAUCACUGCUUUGCAGUUGGAAGAGGGCAGUGUGUUUUGGAUGCGUUCAGCAGGGCAAUUGCUUUCAGUUUGAAGAGCUGGUUAAGGUAGGCAGCUCUGCUGUCUGGAGCAGAGAGGGAGCUGCCCAGGCAGAGCACGCAUGGCAAAGCCGGGUUCUUGAGUUGCAUCAGGUGGCUGAAAAUGCAGAGAAUCCCCACCCCUUUAUGCAAAUAGCCAGAAUGGCACCACAGGCUGAUGCAAGCAAGCUAUGGAGCAGCAAUUCAGAAUGAUAAUUGGCCCUCCCUUCCCUCCCUCCUUCCUCCCCUCCCUCCGCCAGCCAGCCAGCCGUCUGAGCGGUUAAAGCUGCAGACUCCCUGCUGCCUGGACAGAGCGAGCACUGCUGCGUAGCAUGGGCAGCGACAAGGAGACAGCUCUUUUGCUGUUCAUGGAGUUCCCAGUCUGUGCCCCGGAGCAGCCUCGUUGCAGAGCCGCUCUUGGCCAGCUCCCAGUGCAGAAUGGCUGUAGGUGGGGGGAAGGUAUCUGGAGCCCCACGACAUCAGGGAUGGUCCAGAAAAGGAGCAGGAAAGGUGGGGCUGCACCACAUUCAGAAUGAAGGGCGGCACUUGGAGGACAUUGAUUUAAUUGACAUCCUGUGGAGACAGGAUAUCGACCUUGGAGCUGGGCGUGAGAUUUUUGACUACAGCCACCGCCAGAAGGAGAACGAAGUGGACAAAGAACCAAAUAAUGGGGAGGAGUGUGGGGAUGGCUGGAGGAGCAGAGGGGGCGAUGCCGCUGACAGGGCCUUGCUAGUGGAUGGCGAGACGGGGGAAAGCUUUCCUGCACAGGUGCCUGGUGUUGAGGACCAGACAGCCUUGUCUUUGGAGGAGUGCCUUAGGUUGCUGGAGGCCACAUUUCCCUUUGGGGAGAAUUCGGAGUUUCCAGCUGCAGAUGCCCCCAGCCUAACUGAAGUUCUGCCGAGUGAGAGCGGGCCUUCCACUGUGCCAGACGGGCUUCUGUCUCCCUUACUAACAGGGACAGAGUUGCCCUUCGACCUGGAGCAGCAGUGGCAGGACCUCAUGUCUAUAAUGGAAACGCAGGGUAUGGAGGUGAACAGCACAGCAGCUGCAGGGACCCUGUACGAUAGCACAGGUGGAGACAUUCUGAAUGCCAACUACAGCCUUGCUCCAUCCACCCCAAUCAACCAGAAUGUCAGCCUGCAUCAGGCGUCACUGGGCAGCUGUACACAAGACUUUGCUUCCUUGUUCAGCUCUGAGAUGGAGAGCCUCUCAGUAGCUGGCAGCUCAGCUUUGUUGCAGCUGGUUCCUGACAACUCCACUGGCUUCAACACCACAUAUGGCUCUACCAACCUGAGUGGGAUCUUCUUCCCUCCCCAGUUAAAUGGCACUGUAAAUGAAACAUCUGGGCCUGAGCUGCCAGAUCCUCUUGGGGGACUCCUUGAUGAAGCCAUGCUAGAUGAGAUUAGCUUGAUGGACUUGGCCACUGAAGAAGGCUUCAACCCAGUGCAGGCCUCCCGCCUGGAGGAAGAAUUUGAUUCAGACUCUGGGCUCUCCUUGGACUCGAGCCACAGCCCUGCUUCUCUCAGCAGCUCAGAAGCAUCGUCGUCAUCAUCUUCAGCUUCCUCCUCCUUUUCUGAGGAAGGUGCUGUGGGCUACAACUCGGACUCUGAAAAUGUGGAUGUUGAAGAUGCAGAAGGGGCAGUUGGGUACCAGCCAGAGUACAGCAAGUUCUGUCGGAUGAGCUACCAGAACCCUUCUCAGCUGCAAUAUCUGCCUUAUCUGGAGCAUGUAGGUCACAAUCACACCUACAACAUGGCCCCCAGGACCUUAGACACUGACGAGCCCCAGCCAGCCGCCAUGGGGAAGAAGAGUGCCAAGGAUAAGCAGGCAGACUUCUUGGAUAAGCAGAUGAGCCGAGACGAGCACCGGGCCCGAGCCAUGAAGAUCCCUUUCCCCAACGAGAAGAUCAUCAACUUGCCUGUAGAGGAAUUCAAUGAACUCCUGUCCAAGUACCAACUGAGUGAGGCCCAGCUGAGCUUAAUCCGGGACAUCCGGAGACGGGGCAAGAACAAGAUGGCUGCCCAAAACUGUCGUAAGAGAAAGCUGGACACUAUCCUCAACUUGGAACGGGAUGUAGAGGAUUUGCAGAGAGACAAGUCAAAGCUGCUCAGGGAGAAGGUGGAAUUUCUCAGGUCCAUUCGCCAGAUGAAGCAAAAGGUGCAGAACCUCUAUCAGGAGGUAUUUGGCCGCCUGCGUGAUGAGAAUGGCCAGCCCUACUCCCCGAAUCAGUAUGCCCUACAGUACGCCAGUAACGGUAGUGUUAUCCUAAUACCACGCUCCUUGGCUGACCAGCAAGGCAGACGUCAAGAGAGGAAACAGAAAGACAGGAGGAAGUGAGAGGUGAUGAAUGUUGGCAGGAGAGUGCAAAACUUGCAGAAACUGCAUCCUGGAGAAAGGGCUGAGCCCCGAAGAAUUUGAAGGAACUUUCACGCCUUCUUAUCCAAUAUAUCUUCUCAAACCAUGAUAGCUGCCAGUCAGUGUAUAGGAACAGACUGCUGGGCGGGGGCCUACAAGUCUUGAGAGGCAGAAUGGCAAAGCAUGUAGGGAAAGACCUGUGCCCCCAGCAGCCUGGAACCCAUUAUUGAACGUUGAGGGAGGGGGGACAAGCUGGCAUAAAUAUGUGUGGGGAGGGGGGUGAGUCUUGGCAGAGGGUAGAAAAUCUGAAUUGUUAAAGCUGGAUUUUUUUUUAAAGGAAAAAAGGUUAAGUGGACAAACUGAGCAGGCUUAAAGUCAUCCCCCCCCCCACCUUCAAACUUCGAUAUUCCAGAUAGCUGGUUUUGUUUUCCCCCCCGAACCAGUUUUGGCAUCAGUUGUAUGGAAUUUGACAACAUGACUGAAUCCCAUGAAAUAGCCGCCAUCCCUUCCUACAUCUGUAUGUAUAUGUAAGUGCAGGUGGAACACAUUAAGUUGUGUUUGUUUAGGGGGGAAGGGUGAUUUUUCUUAACCCCUUUCAGCUCGGGAGAAUGGAGAGAUCUCCAUGCAAGGAGUUACCGAGUACAGCCUUUUGGGUGGACUUUGAGUUAAUCUGCCAUAAAGGUUGGAAUGGUGGGAGUGGAAAGGGUUAAUAGAAUUACUAUGAUUCCACCACCCUUCUCUUCCAUUCAAAACUCACUAAGCAUGUCACUGCCCACAGUGAGGAGCCAGUGUUAUACUGGGCUACCAUCAAGGUACAUUACAAGAUGGCGCAUGGUAACUGCAUGCUACAAUGCUGACAUUUCUCACUGAUUUGGCUUGAAGAGAUUCAUUCUGUGGACAAAAAGGGGUGUGUGAGGGCCAGGUGUGAAGGCUGAACUUUCAUUUAGCGGAGGCUGCAAGGUGGAGGGGGUCUGGUGUGUGAUCACCACUUGGUCUACAGCACAAUGGGUUUUACCCCCAUAAAGUGGGCAUGUUGUGUAGAGCAAAUAGCCAUCUAUGGCAAGCCCCUUUCUUAAUGGGCACUUUGGUUUUAAUUUAUUUCUGUAGGACUUGUGUGCGCCUGUGUUUCCCCAUUCCCAUAGGGCUGUAAAAUGGAUUUGUGGUAUGCAGGAAGGAGAGAAGGGAGAUGCUUUCCGCCAGAUGAUCAAAGCUGCUGAAAGGUAUUUCUGCCAUUAAGACUCGGUGUGUUAAACUGUGAUUCCACAGCUGGUUUCUUUUCUGUCCUUGGGUGGUGUCAUUCCAACUUCCCCCUUUCCUCCUCCUUAUAAAAAAAUAAGGCAAAGGGUGAGGGUAGUGCCUUGAACACAGCUGGCCUCAAGUUUCGAGGCAAUCCUCGAAGCUGUUUAACUUGCAGUAUAGCACAGCUGGGAGUAUUAUUGACUUUACCAGCAUCUGAUGAGCUAAAUGGCUUUGGUUUUCCCCAGUCAGUCCUGUGUAUGUGAUGGCGUGUGAGGACUUGGCACUGAAAUGGGCAUCCUCCAGGAAACUGGGGGUAUGAAGCACUGUAAUAGAGGCAACUUCUGCAGCCAUAUGUUCUAUAUGAUCUUGUUUUUUCUCAAGGCCAUGAUUUCUUACAAGGAAUAUAUAAAAGGUGAGAGGGGAAGUAAACUAUUAGUGAGUCUCUUCCACCUCUCAGGCUUCUGUGAUUUGACAGCAUGAAACUUGAAGCACAAAAUGUGUUGGAACUGUGGCUGGGUUGCUGGAGGAUAGAGCCCUGAUGUGUGCAUGUGUUAAUUUAUUUUUUUCUGUAGAGGUUUUAUUUUGAAUGGUUUCUAUGACCUGUUGGGGAGAGGAGAGAGAGCGUAUGAGCACAGGACAAAAAUAAAAUGGCUUAUUCACUA